Electrophorus electricus (electric eel) is the source of this 1498-nucleotide messenger RNA. RefSeq names its product phosphate cytidylyltransferase 1B, choline b (gene pcyt1bb). The record is from RefSeq and is a predicted model, not a curated record. NCBI's taxonomy places the organism in Eukaryota, Metazoa, Chordata, Actinopteri, Gymnotiformes, Gymnotidae. Gene Ontology annotation, biological process: CDP-choline pathway. Gene Ontology annotation, molecular function: choline-phosphate cytidylyltransferase activity; phosphatidylcholine binding.
CGCCAGGAGAAGCAGAACCAUCUGUCAUGGUGAACAGGAGACGCCAUGGCCCACGUGGCACUCAGACUCAACAGCAGCGCAGACCACCAGCUGUCAAGACUUUGAGAGAACCGGCGGUAUUUGCUAAAGAGCCAGGCACUGAUGUGGACAUCCCUCACAAUAAGCUCACCUUAGCUCAGGCCCGGCGUGGCACUCCCGUUCACCGGCCUGUGAGGGUCUAUGCUGAUGGGAUCUUUGACCUCUUCCAUUCGGGCCAUGCACGAGCUCUUAUGCAGGCCAAGAAUCUGUUCCCAAACACACACUUGAUUGUUGGAGUUUGCGGUGACAAGCUGACGCAGAAGUAUAAAGGCUACACAGUUAUGACAGAGGCAGAGCGUUAUGAGGCACUCAUACAUUGCCGCUACGUAGAUGAGGUGGUCCGCGAUGCCCCAUGGACUCUCACCCCUGAGUUCCUGAAGAAACACAGGAUUGACUUUGUGGCCCAUGAUGACAUCCCAUACUCUUCUGCUGGAUCAGAAGAUGUUUACAAACAUAUCAAGGAUGCAGGAAUGUUUGUAGCCACUCAGAGGACAGAAGGAAUCUCGACCUCUGAUCUCAUAACACGUAUAGUCCGAAACUAUGACAUCUACGUCAGACGUAACCUACAAAGAGGCUACACAGCCCAGGAACUGAACGUUGGUUUCAUCAAUGAGAAUAAGUAUCGUCUGCAGAACCAAGUGGAUAAGAUGAAGGAAACGGUGAGGACAGUGGAGGAGAAGUCCAAACACUUAGUGCACCGCGUUGAGGAGAAGAGCCACGACCUCAUCCUCAAAUGGGAGGAGAAGUCUCGCGAGUUCAUCGGGAACUUCCUGGAGCUGUUUGGCCCUGAUGGAGCAUGGAACAUGAUCCAAGAGAGGAGUGGCCGUAUGCUCCAGGCCCUGUCGCCGUACCAGUCCCCCAGUACCUCUCCCAGCAACAGCCCUACCAGAGGGCGCUCUCCCUCUCCACUUGCCCAUGGGAUGCCACGCAUGCGUUCUUCACCGGCCAGAGGAGCCUCUGACAACAGCAGCAGAAAGAGAAACAAAAAGAAAUGAAAACACACAUAAAAUGCACACUACAUGAACACGUCUCAGUCCCCAUAUUUACACACAUACACCCGCGCAGUAUACACCCACUACACCUAUCACAGCCCAUCUGCUGUAUUUCAUUUUAUUCAUUGUAUUAGAACGUAAUGCACUGCAUGUGACAGUAUAUAAAUAUAACUUGCAUUUAUUGAUUUAGUUUCUAUUUAUUGAUUUUAACUCAGAUUUUAAGUAAGACAUAUCUGUAUGAUCCACACUUUCAGCAUGUCAAUUCAUGUUUUUACAAACUGGAAUCAUCCAGAGGUCUUCACUAACAGCUGAUUUUUAUUUAAUUCGGGUACACUUAAAAAUAUUAUUUUAAUGCCAUUUCUUACAUAUAUAAAUUAAUUCUACAAAUGCGUUUACUGUGCAUCCCUAUAAAAUAUCAUUUAUUUCUC